Diaporthe citri is the source of this 3048-nucleotide messenger RNA. RefSeq lists its product as uncharacterized. Bases 1 to 3048 code for a protein of 1015 amino acids. The transcript has 8 exons. NCBI's taxonomy places the organism in Eukaryota, Fungi, Ascomycota, Sordariomycetes, Diaporthales, Diaporthaceae. The record is from RefSeq and is a predicted model, not a curated record.
AUGGCCGAGCCCCCAGUCAAGGCCGACCCCGGCUCUGACGAGCAGGGUUUUGAUGACGCUAAUGCCAUGGAGUACACGUACCAGAACCUGUCUUCUGAUGGCUCGAACCACAUCGACCAGCUCAUCCGCAGCUCGUCUGUUGUAGAGCUCGAGGCCGGUGUCCAGGUCGGUAUUCGCCUGCUUGAGGGCCUCAAGACGGCCCUGAACGCCUACGGAGCUGGAAAUCCUCAAGCAGCCCAGUGGCUCCAGUACAUUCAACAGGUGGAGGAGACGGCCAAACCAGCUCGCACCGUGAUCGGUGUCGUUGGCGCCACCGGUGCGGGAAAGAGCAGUGUCAUCAACGCGGUCCUCGAUGAGGAGAGACUGGUCCCCACCAGCGGACUCCGAGCGUGCACUGCUUCAGCCACCGAGAUCUCGUACAACCACUCAGACGACCCGAACGAGCUGUAUCGCGCCGAAGUCGAGUUCAUCAGCGCGGAGCAAUGGUAUCGACAGCUCAACACCCAUCUGGAGGAUCUCAUCGACGGCAACGGAAACAUCUCUCGGGACUGCAACAACCCUGACACCGAGGCCGGAGUGGCAUACAGCAAGAUCAAGGCUGUCUUCCCACACAUGACAAAGGAGCAAAUCGUCAGACGCGCGAGCGACCCAGCUGCAAUGGCUCAAGAGCCCUCGAUCUGCACAGUUUUGGGCAGUGUCAGACUGCUGGGUGCCACUUCUUCCGCAGACCUCUACGACGAGUUGCAGCAAUACAUUGACAGCAAGGAGAAGACAAGCUCCCAGAUGGAGUACUGGCCUCUCAUCAAGGUAGUACGAAUCUAUUGCAAGGCUGCUGCUCUUUCUACGGGCCUUGUCCUUGUCGAUCUUCCAGGUGUGGAAGACAGCAACGCUGCAAGAUCUGCUGUCUCCGACAGCUACAUCAAGGUGUGCAAUGGUCUAUGGAUCACAGCGCGUAUUGAUCGAGCUGUCAGCGACAAGACCGCGCAGAAACUCUUCGGAAAUAGCUUCAAGAGGCAGUUGCAAUCCGACGGAGCCUUCUCUGCCAUUACUUUCAUCUGCACGAAGGCAGAUGAUAUCCUGUCAUCAGAAGUCAAGGACAGCCUGAAAAUCAAGGACGAAGUUGGAGAUUACUGGGAGCAGAUUGAGCUUCUGGACCAGAAGCGCGACAAGCUGAAUGUGCAGAUCGAAGACCUAAAGAAAGAGAAGGGCGACUGUGAGGCAAAGAUGCAUAAUCUGGACAAGAGCUUCGAAGAAUGGGAUGACCUCCGAGAAAAGCUGCCCCAUGGGCCCGUAUAUCGGCCUUCUCAGAACAGCAAGAAGCGAAAGCGCAACAUUAGCGCGGGCCGACGACGCAAGAUGCGAGGCUCUGUCAACGACCUUCCCGACUCCGACGACUCCGACGAAUCUGACGACGUGGACAAUUCCGAAGAUUCUACGGACGGAGAGGAUACUCAGGCUCCCCAGGACCAGAGGGUGCCACUGACGAAGGACGAUAUCAAGACUGAGCUGGAGAGCCUCAAGGCGCAGAAGAAGGAGACCCGCCGUUUCAAGAAGAGUCUCAGCAAGGGACUUGCACAGGCUAAGAUGGAGAGCAAGUACGUGAAGGACUGCAUCAAGGGACACUUUGUAAUGGGAAUCAAAGAACUCGACCAAGAGCUUGCCAUCGAGAAAGAUGAGGCCAAUUUCGACCCGGAGAACGAGAUCCGAAACUACGAUGAAGUCGCACGAAACCUUCCCGUUUUCUGCGUCUCAGCACACGCUUACCAGAAACUGGCUGGAAGACUUGAGAAGGAUGCAGUCCAAAUCUAUGGUUUCGCCACGCUGGACGACACCGAGAUUCCCCAGUUGCAAGAGCACGCAAAGAAGUUGACAGAGCAUGGCCGCAUAAGCACUUCCCUCCUCUUUCUCAGCGAGUUGAACCAGCUCUUGAACUCCAUGAGGCUCUGGGCUGCGACAAGUACCCGCACGGCUAUGAGCGAGAAGGAUCAGAUGGUUGACGAGAAGGUUUUGCGUGCUUGCUUCAUGAAACUUGAGAAUGCCUUUCGUCAAGCCGUUGUGGACUGCCACUCUUCUAUGAAAUACGGCCUUCAAGCGCUGCUCUACAAGGCUUUUGAUCACCUCAUUCCGGUCGCUUCUAGCAGCGCCGUUGAGACUGCGUUUGGAUGGGGUAAGCCUAGAUCUGAUGGUGGCAUGUACUGGGGAUCGUACAAAGCCACGUGCCGACGCAACGGUUCUUGGACUGGGAUCUAUGGUUCGAGAGACUUCAACGAAGAGCUGUUCGAGCCGAUUGAUAGGCGAUUGGCCGGAAGGUGGGAGAGGGCAUUCCAACACCACAUCCCUUCGGCCUUGGCAAAGUUCAUCGGAGGAUGCAAGAUGGUCCUCGAGGCAUUCCACGACGACGUGGCUACCAACGUACCGGGCGCGGCUGCGAACCCUGCUGGGCUCAACAUGCUGGGCCAGCAGAAGCGGACCUAUCAGAUGAUGCUGGACACCACCCCCAACUCCAUUGGUGCGAAGAUCACAGAAACUCAGCGAGAGGCGAACCGGGGAUUUAUCCCGGUCAUUCAAGAGGCUAUGGAGCCUGCCUACGAUGCCUGCGCGAGAGAGCGAGGCCCCGGCACCUUCGGUCGUAUGAAGUCCACCAUGGAGUCUCACGUGAACGCCACCCGCAACAACAUGUUCCGAGCGGCGUGCGACGUCGUCAGGGGACAGCUGGACGGGAUGUGCGCGGACGUCGAGCAAUGGAUGACGGUCUUCAUAAACGACCUGUUGACCAAGCUGCAGCGAGACUACCUCACCACCCUCGUCGGUGAACACGCCGAAGUCACUGCUGCGGUCCCCUGGGCCGAGCAAAUGCUGCACGGCCAGGUUUGGCCCAUCCUCGAGGAUGCCGAUUCUCGGUUCGCGCAGAUCUGCUUCCCGGCGGGUGGCGGAAUCCCCGCGGCUCCAGUGGGCUCGGAGCAGGAGGACGAAGACCUUAUUGCUCGGCAGCUGGAGGACGUUUCUGAGUCAGACACAAAGCCAGGUACAAAGCAGGAGCCGCUCUGA